ACGAGCAUCAGCCAGUAUUCGAAUUGUUGAGGACGAUGAGCAAGCAUCAGGCUCACAGAACACAACGCCAUCUCUUCUGACAACAGACACUUCCCAACCACCAUUUUUUGACGAGAGAACGAUGAGUAGCUGUCACUCGAUACCUGAUAACAAAGCUGCAGACCCCGACUAUUGUCCAGUUAAUUCAAAAGUUGGCGAGAAGAAACCCACAGUCAAUGUGUCGAAUUUUCUGAAAUUGCCACUAGAGCAGAUGGGAGCUGAGCUGGCACGAUCUGCAGCGGGGUCUGAAGACAAUGCCAGAAUAAUGACUGCAGUUUCUAAUAUUUUGUAUAACACAGUUGGUAUUGAAGGACCCAGACCUGUAGUUACAAGGAGCAUGGUAGAAUCUGCUAUACGGAAAGAUGGUAUUGAGCGAGUUUUAGCUCUUUCGAAGUUGAAUAUGAGAGGUAGAUAUGAUAAAUCAUAUAUUAUAUUAGCUCUAGUUGAAAAACUAGUUAAAUAUUUGGCUUGAAUAAGUAUAGUGCAUUAAAUUUGUCAUAAAAUCGUUGGCACUUGAUGUCGAAGCUUCUUUCGGAUUGCAGCGAAUUGUGGCGAAUAUAACAUUAGCUAUUUUUCUAACCAAAUUUAAUACUUCUAUUAAGGACUCUUUUUUGACGGAAAGAAAAGUAAGAUUUGUAAAGAUAAAGAUCGCAAGGUGAUUAACACUACUGUGGAUUUCUACACGAUAGUCCUGCAACCGGAGAAGAAGUUUGUCGGUUUCUGCUCAACCAGUGGAACAGGUAUUAAUUAAAACACGCAUUUGUUGUAUUCUAAGUUACAUAUCACUUUUACUUCAAGUUGACGAAGCUAAACUUACUCCUGCUGUUACUUGAGAGCUGUGCGUGGUUUUUGUAAGCACAGCUAUGACUCACCCGCCAAUAUGACAAAUUAAUUUUGAUUUUUGAUAGGUAGAGAUGUUGCUGCUCAAGUGUUAAAGUUUCUAGAGGAUCACAAGAUCCAAUCCGAAGCGCUGAUUUGUGUUGGAGGAGAUGCCACCGCUUCAAACUCUGGUCCAUUUGUAAGUAAAAAUCACGUUUUUUUAAAUUUUCACUGUGUGAAACAUGAAUAUAGUUAAGUUUAUGUGGCUAAAGUACAUUUGGUAAGUGGUCACAUUGGUAGUCAUGGUUGGUCUAUAAAUCUUAUGUUAAUUUUUUUAAAUUGCUGCUAUUCCAGAAUGGGGCCUUUCAUUAUCUUGAGGAGUUUCUGGGAAGAGCCUUACAACGUAGUAUAUGUCUACUCCAUCACGUUGAAUUGGUACUCCGAGCUAUUUUCUUCUAUUACGACGGAAAGGCAAAAGGUUUGUUUGAUGUUUUAGCAGUAUAUAUAUAAUAUUGUCGGUCAUACAUCUGGAUACCAAUGGCACUGUCGUGGCACACGAAAGUGCAACUUAGCUAAAACUAUGGGCGCUGAAAUUGUUAAGCUGAUAUUUCACUAUUCUCUCAUCCUCAGGUUGUGGGGCGUACGGUGGUGUCAUUGGACAGCUUAUUCAAACCGAUGUUUGGAAAUUAAAAAUAAAGAAAUUUAAAAAGAUUGAAAUGAACUUCCAAGUGCUAGAUGAAGAGGUAUGUUAAUGGUAUAGGUUUAAACCUAAAUGAUAUUUUCUGAUGUGAUGGACACGAUGACGAAAGAACGAACUGUGACAGUGUGACUUUUCAACUGUGAGAUUUAACGUGCAGCAAAGGGUAUUUUGUUUAUGUAAUAAAGAGACUUGUUUGUUGAAUAAUAAUAAAGCUCAGUCGUUCUGAAACUUACUGAAUCCUUUAUUUAGGUAGUGAAAAAGAUGUCUACCGAUAGGCGACUGCUUUACAAACUGAUACUUGGAAUUUCGAAAGGAGACAUCAGUGGUGUGAAAGACUCAACGAUAGGGCCCGUUAACCAGGCUCGCUGGUUAACGCUCGCAUCACGCAUUUUAAGACUUUAUUGCUCACCACCGGAUAAUUUGGGAACCUAUGUAGAGAUUAUCCUUGAGAGAUUAUCUAUCUUUAUAAUAAAAGUUUAUUUCAAGAUGUACUCCGCUGUAAAGUACAAGAACACCAUCAUUGAUGGUGCAAAGCACUUGUUCGACGAGAUACAGCUUGUCAAAACGUUUUGCACGGUAGAUGAGCGGAAGGUGGCAAAUAAGUGUAUUCAAAAUAAUGCUUGGUUUGCUCACCCUGAGAAUAUAAUGAUAGCCAUGUGUGGAGACCAAGACAGAGAAAUUCGCCAAAAGGGACGAAAUAUUCUACGUCGUUUGUUAAACAUCAAAGAAUGGCGAAAAGAGGAGGAAAGACGCCGGAAGGAGCUUUACGAGCUACCUAAAAAAAUAAAGAUUCGUGAAUUCCACCUCCCACUAAUCGAUUUCGAUGCUAAGGAUUACUGCACGAUGGCCAGAAUCAAGUUUGAGAAGUUAAGUGGACCUUACAACCCUCCAGAGAGAGGAUCGUUCGCUGUCUACACCCUCAAUUACCAAGGCCCAACUAAGUCCCAGGAGAUAACAAUUCCUCCCGUGUUAGCCCACAUGAGGGCUGAAGAAAUGGACCAGAUUGUAGAAUGUAGAGUGACUGCGGAAUUUGAAUGUCAUUCCCAGAGUUGCGAGAGGGGUGUAGCAACAACACAUCAGAGUGUGAAGAGACGGCGGACUGAUGAGUCUCAAUUAAGAAUGGCACUGUCUACUGUGGGAGCGCGAGAGGAGAUGUCGGCAAAAGUGACAGUGAAGCGAUUUAAAGACGACUUUUCCAAAUUUCUUUGAGUCAUGGCUAUUUUCAUUUUACUAAUGUCUCAUUUCAAUAUUUCAUAUUUAUAAUCAGCUUCUUUCCUUGCUUUAUCAAUAACAUAAACAGAAGUAAUAGUACUACUAUAGCAUAUUAUAGUAGCUGCGCUUUAAAAAUAUAUUAUGAAAACAUGCCAACUGCAGUUAGUACACAUUUUAUUGUACUAUAAGUAUCUUACCUGGGGACCCCAGGC
Messenger RNA from Bolinopsis microptera, 2982 nucleotides. RefSeq lists its product as uncharacterized. Bases 1820 to 2767 code for a protein of 315 amino acids. The transcript is spliced from 4 exons. Lineage: Eukaryota; Metazoa; Ctenophora; Tentaculata; Lobata; Bolinopsidae. The record is from RefSeq and is a predicted model, not a curated record.